Molecule: messenger RNA, 1422 nt
Organism: Aspergillus affinis
Lineage: Eukaryota; Fungi; Ascomycota; Eurotiomycetes; Eurotiales; Aspergillaceae
Product: alpha/beta fold hydrolase
Exons: 3
Coding region: 1-1422 (473 amino acids)
Molecular function (GO): hydrolase activity
Source: RefSeq, a predicted model, not a curated record
AUGGCUAACCCACUCGUCAAUGGUCUGAAACAGGCCGUAUUUUUCGCCUAUGGGCUUUAUACUUUGCUUUGCUAUGGAUUCACCGCGGUGAUAAAGGGAUAUUUCUUCAAGAAAUCCGACGAGAAGGAGAUCUUGGAGUUACAGUUGGCUCGCGAUCGUCUCUGGAACCUUUCGAAGACCGUGUCUGGGUUGCACCAUCAGAUAAUCACCUUACGUAACGGGUUCAAGUUCCACUACGUCUGCAACGACCUGCCCGAGACCACGGCGGACACCAAGCCAUUGGUUAUUUUCAUCCACGGUUUCCCCGAUAGCUGGGCGAUUUGGCGCAAUCUCCUGAGCUCCCCUGCCGUUCAGCAGUCUGCCACGGUCGUUGCCGUGGAUUUGCCCGGCUAUGGCGGUAGUGAUGGCUUGGAUGAAUACACGGCUACCGAUGUGCUCGAGAACUUGACUGGGUUUGUCUUGGCCAUCAGGUCUAAGUACGGCGUCGACGGAGAUACGGAGGCCAACAAGAAGCGAACGAUUAUCGUGGGACAUGAUUGGGGCUGUGUUCUUUCCAUGCGACUUGCGUCCGAAGCUCCUGGGUUGGCUGAUCGAUUUAUCCUUAGCAAUGGCCCACUGACCCGUCUCGUUGUGUCCAACAUUCGCCGACUGCUUUCUUCUUCCCUUAUGAUGCUCAAGACCUCUCUACGCACUCCUAUUCAGUCUCGCGCAACGAUUUUCAAGGCGUUGAAAGCCCUGAGGCCUGUUGUUCGGCAAUUGGGUCUUUCGGGAUACAUUUUCGCCAUAAAGAUGCCCGUUUCUUUCGUUCAGUAUUUUGGUACAGGGGGGAACUUCUCUUUUCUCAAGAUAACUCACAGAAAAUCGUACGGGUCGGAUAAGUAUACUCCUUUGGACGCCGCAGACUCCAUGGCAAGCACAAUGGGCCCGUCUACCGAGGAACUCAAGACACAGACCGCCGGCGGUCAGGGAUACCCAGCUUCGAUUUCCAAGGAACGCACGCUUUCGAAUUUCAUGCACAUGGCAUCUUACUACCGGGACAACACUGCUCUGGCACGCUGGCAGAAGUCUGCCGAGACCAUCGCCGAGCUGCACAACAUCCAGCAUGGUAAACGAGUCAGUUCCGGCGCGGGACUGUUUGACGAAGGUCCGAAGGGCACCCUGAAAGCUAGCUCGACCUUUGUGUGGGGUAAGGCCGACAUGGCGCUCGAUCCGCAAUUGUGUCUGGCCGGAAUUUCAGAUUAUCUUGUUCAGAAUAGUCAGGUUAUCGAGCUUCCUCGAUCCGGUCAUUUUACCCCCAUUGAGAAGGAGAGUUGCGCUGCCCUGGAGAAGACGGUCGAGUGGGCUGUUCAGGGUGAGAAAGAGGAUCUUGGGGCCGCCAUCCAGAGAUGCUAUCCGGGCGCUGCCGUGACCGUUCGAAAGUGA